GGAGCACUCACCCUGCACCAGAGCCAUCAGAGACGAGUCCAGAGGCUUCCUACCUGGGAUGGUGCCAGGGAAGGUGGAGUGUGGUGAGCUGCUUGCCGAGGACGACCAGCCGACACCAAGUCUGUGGAGACAUGCUCUCCCACUUUCUUCUCCUGCUGAAAGCAGCUAAGCCUGCUGUUUGGAUUUCUUAGAAUCCCAGCCCCCCAGGGACCUCUCUAGAGACAAACUGACCUCGCACCGAGACCCUGGCACGUUUCAUAGCUUCUGGACUGCAUGUUGCAACAGUUCUUGGGAAGCGCGCGUCUCUCCUACAUCAGCAUCUGUCCGUGCUUACUUCUACCUACACCGAGGAAGACCCGGUGAGGCCCCAGCUCUGGUGGUCCCGAACAGCCUGAACCCUGAGGCUGCUCCUCCUGCCUCCAAACAUUUUAUAGGUACCCAGGAGCACAGAAACAGUGGAAGCCGCCAGGAGGAGAAUCAAGAGAAAACCUAAGAUUUUCAAUAUUCAAAAGCACCCACGGUGGUGGUUGAUGUUGAGAACACUGAGUUCACUGUAGAGCUUUGUAACUGCUGGGCUAAUUCUUUUGUCUUUCUGGCUCAGCCAAGGAGGGAUCAGUACGUACCUGGGGCUGGGAGGGAAUGUACACGAGAACCUCCGAGGCCGUUUGGCUUGGCUCUGACUCACCCUGACUCUCCAGUGAAGCAGAAAGGAGGAAACAUCACACCACCCAGGUGUGGCCAGACUUUGACCAUUAUUGUGAAUCCCCAAGAGUUACCACGGUCCCUUUCUAAGUCCUCAUUUAGCCUUAGUUGUGGUUACACUAAGACUCUCGGCUCAGGGAAGCUGUAGAAGAGGAGACAGGAUGAGGCGGGAAGAGGAGGAAGAGGAGGGAACUAGGAUGAAGGCAAAAGGGGACUUAGAGAUGAAGGAAGAGGAGGACAUCAGUGAGACAGGAGAACUGGUCGGCCCUUUUGCAAGUGCGCCGCCCACCCCAAUACCUCACAACAGGGGGACCCGGUUCUCUGAGGCAUGGGAGUAUUUCCACCUGGCUCCUGCUCGGGCUGGGCACCACCCCAACCAAUACGCCACCUGCCGCCUGUGUGGCAGGCUGGUGAGCCGCGGCCCUGGGGUUAACGUGGGCACCACGGCCCUGUGGAAGCACCUGAAAAGCAUGCACAGAGAGGAGCUAGAGAAGAGUGGCCACAGUCAGGCAGGGCCUCGCCAGGACGCAAAGCCCCCAGGGCCUCAGCUCCCCAUGGGCAUCGAGGGCGACUGGGCCAGGUUCCUGGAGCAGGUGGGGGCCCUGGCUUUAUGGGCCAGCCAAAAGGAAAAGGAGGUACUUAGGAGGGAGAGGGCAGUGGAACGGCGGGAGAGGGCCGUGGAAAGGAGAGAGCGAGCCCUGGAGGAGGUGGAAAGGGCCAUCCUGGAGAUGAAGUGGAAGGUGAGGGCUGAGAAGGAGGCCUGCCAGAGGGAGAAAGACCUGCCUACAGCAGCUCAUCCCUUUCAUUUUGUUUAACUCGGGCUUGGGGGAAUCUUUUCCGAAAACACUGACUUUAGACUCAUAGCAAAGAGCUUAAGUAUAAAGCAAAGUAGUUUAGCGAGAUUUUCUUUUUAGGAGAAAGAGUGCAUAUAUGGGUUUAUUUCAGCAAGUCUGCAUUGACCAAAUGCUUAUCGACAGGGUUCCCAGAGCUGUGCUGACCCUUGGCCAAAACUUCAAAAUGUGCUAAUUAAAGAUAAAUGUGUUGUUGCCACCAUGGGUCUGUGAAUUGUUUUGGAGCAGAAUGUACCAGCCUAUCAACACUGAUGAGUGAAAAUAAUGGGAUUUACGCCUAGCACUUGGUUUUGGUGGAGUUGAAAGUUUUGAUGGUUUAGGCUGGUUGGGUAGCUGGAAUGUGCCUACGUGACCAGUUCACUCUGAGACCCUGCCAUGAGCAGAGGGUAGGUUUCCUGGGACCGUGGCGUUUGCACUUGUUCUGGUGGUGAUUCGAGAACUGGAUACAAAGCCUGUUCUUUGGGCCCACAGUGGAAGGACAAAGAAGCUUGAGCCUGAGAUCUCCGGGCCCCUCCAAUGCAUAUCUUUCUCCUAUUGUUACAGUGUUGUAUCACCUGCUUAUAUUAAAGCUGUGUCAUCAGUAUAACUUGCCUGAAAUAAGUCUUUUCAAUACUCUAACACUCA
This is a messenger RNA of Diceros bicornis minor, 2177 nucleotides long. It is a transcript of the gene ZBED2, whose product is annotated as zinc finger BED-type containing 2. Gene Ontology annotation, molecular function: DNA binding. NCBI's taxonomy places the organism in Eukaryota, Metazoa, Chordata, Mammalia, Perissodactyla, Rhinocerotidae. The record is from RefSeq and is a predicted model, not a curated record. The transcript has 2 exons. The coding region runs from base 864 to 1517 and encodes 217 amino acids.